Molecule: messenger RNA, 7914 nt
Organism: Arvicanthis niloticus (Nile rat)
Lineage: Eukaryota; Metazoa; Chordata; Mammalia; Rodentia; Muridae
Gene: Ccser2
Product: coiled-coil serine rich protein 2
Biological process (GO): microtubule bundle formation
Cellular component (GO): microtubule cytoskeleton
Molecular function (GO): microtubule binding
Source: RefSeq, a predicted model, not a curated record
GGGCCCUGGAGGGCGGAGUCCAGGAGGGUGCCGGCCAAGGGAGGGGGCGCGGCGUCGGUGAAGUCCGGCGCUCCCGCAGGCCGUGGAGGCGAUGCUGGCUGCUGCGGGGCAGGCGGCUGGGCGGACGGGGAUGUGACGGGACUGUCUCUCCUGUCUCUCGCCCCUCUCCCAUCCUCGGGCGGGCAGGUCGCUGGGCGACCCGCAGCCCGGCCGCGGCCGAGGAGGCAGCGCGACCUCCGCACGGUGAGAGCCGGGGGUCUGGGCCGGGGUCUCGGGGCGCCCGAGGCUACCUGGCUCCGGGGCGCAGCGCGGUCGGACGGAGGGUCCGGUGUCCUUGGCCUUCAGCGCUCUGGGACGACCCUCGGAACCCCCGCCCCCUCUCCCGAGUCUCCUGUGGUGCAGCGGGCAGGCCGGAUGCCCCUGCUUGGUAGUGCUGUGACGGGAAGGGGCCACGGGACGCCUAGGCUGCAGCCUUCCUGCACCGGGAAAUCAGGGCGAGGCUGAGAUGCCCCGGGAUUUCAAAGCCUGGAUGCUCUCGUUGAUUUUGUCGAGUUCUAAGAACCAAUGCACCUUAUAGCCCAUGGAAGAAAAAACACAAAUCAAGACAUUUUUGGGUUCCAAGCUGCCGAAAUAUGGAAUGAAAUCCGUGAGAAGCACUUUGCAGCCGAUGCCAAAUGGGGCCACUGUGACUUUAUUGGGAACUUCAAAGAGUAGUAAUGUCAAAAGUUACAUAAAAAAUAAUGGCUCUGAUUGUUCAUUGUCCCAUUCAUUUAAUUGGAGAAAAACAAAUAAAUAUCACCUUGGUUCACAAAAUACAGUGGAACUUAAUAAUAUUCAAAGUACACACGAUAAACUGAUUGAUCCUGAACAACAUGCUCCUGCUCCAGGAACACUGGAUGGGAAUGGGUUAAAGGGAGGUUUGAAAAGUGCUUCCUUGUUCACAUCCAAGUUAGCAAGACCAUCAACCAUGUUUGUGUCAUCGGCAGAGGAGUUAAGUCAAAAAUCUUUUUCUGGACCAUCUAAUUUGGGUAAAUUUACCAAAGGCACAUUACUAGGAAGGACUUCAUAUUCUUCGGUCAAUGCAAAGUCACAUUUGAAUUCAUUUUAUGGGAACCGAUCCCCUGGUAACAUGCAGAAGCCAAGAGUGAACUCCUGUGCCAGCAGAAGUAGUUCUGGAGAAAGCUUAGCACAGUCCCCAGACAAUGCUAAAUCUAUUACUUGUGAGAAAAUGGUAAGGUCACAAAGUUUUUCACAUUCCAUUCAGAAUCCCUUCCUUCCACCUUCAUCUAUAACCAGAUCACAUUCCUUCAACAGAGCUGUAGACCUUACAAAGCCUUAUCAGAACCAACAGCUACCCGUUCGAGUGCCUCUCCGGUCAGGUAUGCUAACAAGAAGUUCUCGGCAGUCAGAAGUACUCAAUGGGAAUGAACACAUAGGCUUCGGUUUUAAUAGGCCUUAUGCUGCUGGUGGAAAGAAACUGGCUCUAUCAAAUGGCCCAGGUGUCUCGUCCACUUUGGUUUAUAGGAUGGGUCAUCCCUCUCUAUUGAAAUCUAGCCGACCUCCCUUCUCUGGGUCUGUGACAGUUGAUAGUAAUGAAAAUCCACCUGCUGACAUGUGCGAAGAGGAAGAAGGUAUGGUUUCUGCAAAGGACAGCUCUACUGGUAAAGACCAAGAACUAAUUGAAAAUGAAAGUUACCGAAGAGACACUGAUCAGACUAUGAAGCAUGAUUCUAAAAUCAGGUACCUGAGUGAUGAUGUGGAUGAUAUUUCCUUGUCAUCUUUGUCAUCUUCUGAUAAGAAUGAUUUAAGUGAAGAUUUCAGCGAUGAUUUUAUAGACUUAGAGGACUCCAACAGAACUAGAAUAACACCUGAGGAAAUUACUCUUAAAGAAGAAAAGCAUGAGAACGGAUCAUCAAAGGGUGUAUUUGAUUCUCCUAAGGAAAGUGAACAGAUCUUCAGUAAAGCUGAUGAAUGGAUAGAUAUAAGUGUCUCUGACAGGAGUGAAUGUACACAGCAUACAUCUGGAAACAACCUGAUUUCGCCGGAUACGGAUUACAGAGCUGGGUCUUCGUUUGAACUCUCUCCUUCCGAUAGCUCUGAUGGAACAUACAUGUGGGAUGAAGAGGGCCUGGAACCCAUUGGAAGUGUCCAUCCUGUUGGCAGCUAUGAGUCCUCCGAAAUGAACAGCAUAGAUAUUCUGAAUAAUCUUGAAUCGUGUGACCUUGAGGAUGAUGACCUUAUGUUGGAUGUGGAUUUGCCGGAGGAUGCACCUCUUGAAAAUGUGGAGUGUGACAAUAUGAACCGCUUUGACCGAACAGACAGAAAUGUACGACAGUCGCAGGACGGAUUUUGGAAAAGGCCACCCCAGAGGUGGAGUGGACAGGACCAUUACCACCUUAGCCAUCCUGAUCACUAUCAUCACCAUGGAAAAAGUGACUUGAGCAGAGGCUCUCCUUAUAGAGAAUCUCCUUUGGGUCAUUUCGAAAGCUAUGGAGGGACCCCAUUUUUCCAGGCUCAGAAGAUGUUUGUAGAUGUGCCGGACAACACAGUGAUACUGGAUGAGAUGACCCUCCGGCACAUGGUCCAGGAUUGCACAGCUGUAAAAACGCAGUUACUGAAACUCAAGCGUCUCUUACACCAGCAUGAUGGAAGUGGAUCAUUGCAUGAUGUUCAGCUAUCAUUGCCAUCCAGUCCAGAGCCAGAAGAUGGUGAUCAGAUCUAUAAGAAUGAAGAUUUACUAGAUGAAAUAAAACAACUUAAAGAGGAAAUAAAGAAAAAAGAUGAAAAAAUCCAACUAUUAGAGCAGCAGCUUGCAACACGAUGUAACUGCCAUCAGAAAUCUAAAGAGGAAAAGUGCACAUAUGCUGAUAAAUAUACCCAGACACCCUGGAGAAGAAUUCCUGGUGGGUAUUCUGCUCCCUCCUUCUCUCCUUGGCAGGGCUCCUUCCAGGGGAUGCCACGGACUGUUCCACCGCACCGCAGACAGAGAGUUGAGAAGUUAGUCCAUUACUUCUCUGACAAAGCGUGCCUCAAGUACUACAGCCUUCCAGCAGCCUUCCCAGAUCUACAGACCACGCCCAGGGAAAAUUAAUAAAGUCACAACGUAUCGAGGCCCACAGUGACUAUGCAGUCCAAGGCAUGUGUCCAGGUGGUGCGCAUCCAGAUGGAAGCUUUACACAUGGCUUGCAACAAGACAGCAGCCGUGGUUUGGAAGAGCGUCCUUUUUCGUCAAGCCCACAGUUCCCAGUGGAUGUGGUGAAGGACACACCUUCUGAAAUGAACCUGAGCAUGACUCGGAAUGCUCAAGAGCCUUAUCAUUUGGCAGAGAAAAAACCUAGUGACAUGCAGUUUGUAACUCCUCCUCCUCCUCAGACCCCUUCCCAGUCAAGUACAGUGGACCAGACUAAGAGGGGUGGAAGAAACCAAUGUCCUCAGCCCAAGUCCUUGCAGCUUUUAAAGCCAUCCAACUUGAGUUCUUUGACACCUCCUUCAGAUUCUGACUCAUCACCAAGUAGAACUUCCACAUGUAAGAAGGCACCAGGAAUCACACCAUGCAAUUCAAAACAUCAGCCAACAUCGAAUCAAAACAAUCUUGCAAAUCAUUUGAAUCUGAAAACAUCUAAACUCCGUCCCCCUUCUGGCUCUUUCAAGCAAAAACAAAUAAGCAAUCCCCAAGCAGAGCCUCAAAACUUCCAGGCCAAGACAAGCAUCCCAAGGCCGUUAUCACGACCGAAAGAACUGCAUGCUCCACACAGCAGUUUGCAUUCUGGGGAUUGUGUAGCCUCUAAUCGAUAUUCUCGUCUUCCUAAACCAAAGAUACAUUAAGUGCAUAGCCAUCACUUGCCAAUUUGUCCUUUGAAAACAGUCUGCUCUCUAAUAGCUUUAUGUGCAGCUCAACACUAUGUUGGAGGUUCUAUUUCAGCAAAUCUUAAGAUUAAAAUGCAGAAGCUUCUACCAGUUUGGUUCUUCCAUUUUAUAUCCUGGUUGAAUUAUAUACCAUUUGCACAUACUUGUCUCAGGUAAACACAAGUUUACUUAUCCAUCUCAGAGGCCCAAGCCCCUCCUCAUGCUAUCUAGCCCUCUUUCUACAUACCAGAAAAGUCAGAAUAUUCCAUUUAUCAGGCAAGAUGUAUUCUUGGCUGAUUUAGUCCUGUUGUGGUACGUCAUAACUGGUUAUCAGAAUCUGACCCCUAUGCUUAUUCCUCUUGUGAGUAUGGCUGCUAUUUUAACUAAAGGUCCAUAGUGCUGAUGGAAGGUAGUUGUCUGUAAGCAGGGUUCUGGCCAGGUUUUGUGUAUUUAUGAGGUCUAUGCAAAAGGUCCCCAGUAAGGAAAGACCAGGCUUUUAGUGGAGGAGUCUUUACCAGUUUUAUCUCUCCUUUCUAGGAUCAGUAAUCUAGUCCUACUGUUUCUCCAUUUAUCAGACAAAUUCCCAUGCUGACAGUUGUCAUUAUUUUAUGUAAACCAAUUCUAUGUUGCUAUAACAUCUUGUUUUACACACACAUUUACUAUUUGCUUAUAUUGCUACUGGGUAAAUUGGAGAGCUUGAGAUGCCUAUGGUAUAUCAGUUGUAACCUCUGUUGGGGCUAGAAUUUUGUGCUGGUAAUUGAGUUUUCAAUCUUAUUAACGUAUGGAUCCAUCAUACUACUUCCAAGUUUCUAUAACAUACAUUGAAAUUUUAAAAUUCUUUAUUAUAAUAUUUGUAUUUAUUGACAUUUUCCUAAUGUCUGAAGACUGGAAUAAUGGACUUGAGAUAUUUGCACAAAAUUUUGAUGGGAUAUAAAAGAGGGUUUUAAAGCUUAUUUUCUAUAAAAAAAUGAGUUAAAACACUUUAAGAAAAAUAUAUAAAUUUAUGACUAUCAUAAUAAGUCACUUUUCUGGGUUUCCUAAGUUUCUCUUUUCUGUUAGUGGAAGGCUGAAUGACAGUUUCUUGAAAAGUAGAUUUGAGGGAAAUUAAUUUGUAGGUAGGAAAGAAUACUUUCUUAAGAGAGAUUAUUCCAGAUGUCCUAUGGAAGGUAGCUGUGGGUUAAGAGAGAUUGCUCCAGAUGUCCUAUGGAAGGUAGCUGUGGGCCUCCAGGUAACCAGCUGUGCUCCUGGCCACUUCUCAAGCAGUAGAGUGAAUUUACCUCAUGUUUGCCCAAAUCAUGCCAUCUUUAGGCUGGUCAUAGCUUGUUUAAUUCACAUUAAGAUUUCUCAGAAAGAUAACCUUUCUGAUCAGUAUCUGAUUAGCUGACCAAAAAAAUGUAUCAAAAGAAAUGAUGGCCAAACCAAUUAAAUGACUUUCUUUUUAAAUGUACCUAGGUUACAAAGAGAAACAUGGCAUCAAAUGCAUUAGUGCAAAAUUGCAAGGUCACAUCUGCUGCCCUUUGGGGGCCGUCUUCCCUUAAAUGUCAGAGCCCAUCAAGUGAAUUUGCCAUUUGGAGAUGCAGACCUUUUUCUAGUGUGGGAACAGGCAAGCAUAGUCUCACACCACAGCACAUUUGUCAGAGGAAGCUCAGGACAUGCUGCACAUGGGCGAGAUGGGAUGGAGUCAUCCUUGCUGUGGGCAAAAGCACUUACUCUUUAUCAUGAAAGGGAGCCAGGCUGGCUACAAGUAUAUGUGGGCACAUACGGUUUCUCCUUACGGAGAAUGAAAACUAAUCUCAUGUAUUGCACAUAAGCUACAAUAAUACUCUAUUCUCUGCAAUAGAACAUACUAAUUAAUGUGUUAGGGUUUUUAUUUUUUUCAAUUAGAGACUUGUAUAGAUUUUAUGGAAUACUUCCACAAAUUGGUUUAUCCUUGAAGUAAAGUUUGAAUUUUUAAAUUUAUUUAUAACCCUUUUGUCUGAGGGAGAUAUCUUUGGUGUCUAUUAUAUUAAAUUGUUGCGUCCAGUAAUUUCUCUAUUCUAGUCUUUGUUCCACUUUAAUUAUUUUCUCCCUAGUAAGUUUGUAGAACUAUGUAUCCACCAGUUCACCCUCUUUAUACCUUUGUUGGGCCUUAGUCUUGAUAGAAGAUAGGCAGGCUUAUCAACAUAUUUUGUUUUCUUUGAGAUAAGAGCCUCACAUAAUGCCAGGCUGGUCUCUAACUCACUGUGUAGCCAAAGAUAAACUUGGAUUUUUUUAUCUCCUGCCUCCAUCUGCAGAGUGCUGAGAUUUCAGGCGUGCAGCCCCACACCUGGUUUUGUGUGGCACUGGAGACUGAAUCUAGGGCCCUGUGUGUGCUCGGCAGCCACUCUACCAAGUGAGCUGCAUUCCCAGCCCUCGUCAGUAUGCCUUUGAAGCAUGAUCUAUGCUUCAAGUAUAUCACCCAGAGAAAAUAUCUAGGAUGCAUUUACAAAUAAUAUAGACUAUUGGCCUGCAGUUUUCUGGAAAAUCUGCAAGAAUAACAUCAUCUCUGCUCCUAGUCAUACUACGCAGUCCAGAUGAGGGCCCAGCACUGCUGAAUAAGCAGACGUCAUCUUCUCAAUGUGGCUCAGUCUCUUGAAUGCGCCUGUAAAGCAACAAAACUCACUGCUGACUGUCCUCUGCAGGAGCAUAGUUUACUCAGUGUUCUGUCAGUGAAGACAGUGGGAGGAGGUGAAUUCUAAGUCCCAUGAGUGAGGCUGGUUAAUUUUCACAUGUAUGAAAAAGAAAAGAAUAUACAGAAUUAAUUACUUGGCUUUUUAACAGGAUGCUUGGCUGUUUUUUGAGCUAGAGUUUUGCUAUGUAGCAUUGAGUUUGUUCCAGGAAAGCUUGGUCUAAGAUGUUCAUUGGCAUAGGUACAGGUGAUUUCAAGACAUCCAACAAAGGCUUAUAGAGUUGUAUCAUUGGAAGAUUUCUAAACACAGAGACUUCUCUACCUGUCACUUUUCUUUUGGGUCUUAUUUUUUAUUCAUGCAGUGUUUUCAGGCACAUUGACUACUGUUGGCUGUAUUUAUAUAGAUGUUAGGGAACUUACUAAGCAUUUUAGUAAGUAAAAAUCUGAAUAUGAGAGAAAAUAUCAGAUAUGCACUUUAAAUGAGCUUAAUUGCUUGCAGUCGUGCCUGAAAAAUCAAGAUGCCUCCUCUGGGUGUGGCUUUGUUUAGUAAAAUGAACGUUUCUGUAAUUGUUGCUGUUUGAAGGUAGCUGUACAGCUUUUCAGAGAACUGUAUCCCAGCAUGCCACUUUGCCCAUGAUAGCACUAAGUUUUCUUUGAAUGUCCAUCAUCCCCUUAAGUAUCUUACUCACUGUAUCAAGACAACUUGAUCCCGGUAACUGUCACUUCCGAGGUUCCAUGCCCUAGAUGGUGUUCCAGAUGCAGGUGGCUUCCUGGUUUUACCACCAGAGUGUUCCUACCAGUUUCCUGAGUUGCACUUUGGGGUCAAAAGUGCAACUUUUGUUCAGUAAGACUGCAGCACCAUUUCCACUCUCCAUUCCCCACAGCAGCUCCCGUGUCGCUGAGCUAGCGUGGGUAGUUGCGUUUGCAUGGGUAUGCACACAUUUGAAAAUGAGGUAUAGUCGUAAUAUACACACACGCAGUUUUCCUUGGAGAUGAUCAUCUGCUCUUUUCCUCAUUCGGAUGCUUGAGUUCCAUUUCUGUUGGUCUUUCCAUGGGUCCCUGUAACUUUCUGCUGCAGCAAUUUGAGAGGAUACAUUUGGACAAAUGAUUAUAAGGUCCCUAUAAUUAUGUAAUUGAUUAAAGAUUGUGUCUUCACCCUGUUAAGUAAAAGCUGCCCCUUUCUUCCUGGUAGAGCAUUGCCUUGAUGAGUAAUGCUGGCCUUGAGAACUUGGUCAUGAUGGACUGAAACCAGAAACAGUAUCUGCAAUGUUCUCCUCCCAUUGAUUUUACAAUCCAGUUCAGAGUACAUAAUGUAUAUUAGAAUUUGCCUGUAAAAUGAAUUAUGGAAACCAGAUGUAAAGUCUCUUUCCUGAAAGUGUUGACUUAGUAAAUAAAAAAUAAAGUUCAUAAUUAUAAAAAUG